This is a messenger RNA of Lactuca saligna, 865 nucleotides long. NCBI's taxonomy places the organism in Eukaryota, Viridiplantae, Streptophyta, Magnoliopsida, Asterales, Asteraceae. The record is from the annotation of a GenBank genome assembly.
GAAUGGAUGAACUUUGAAAAGCAAAUUAGAAAUCUAAAACUAAAUGCUACUGAAAAUGACGGAACAAAAGCAACACGACCAUGGGUUUCUUACUAAAGGCAAACACUUUCAAGAAUAUGUGUCAUAUCAAUAAGUUGGAAGAGUUGAAUUUCCCAAAAUCACCCAAAGAUGUUAAAACUACUACCAAUCCAGCGUCAUUCAUCUCCAAAUCAUCGAUGAAUAAUCUACGAUCUAAGAGAUCGGUGCCGGUCGUGUUCAUCUUCGAUUGCAGAAGUGUUCAUCGAAAACCUAAAUCAUUUUGUGGUGCAUCAACAAGGAAUAGGAAAGAGAGAGAAAUUUCUAGACAAGCCAGCAAAAACAAGGCUCUCAAAGAUGUAGAGGAGCAACAUAAGAAAUCCUUAGAGGAAGAUCCAUCCAUGUUUGAUUAUGAUGGUGUAUACGAUGAAAUGAAAGAGAAUGCAGUGCACCCCAUUUCACAAGAUCGCAUGAGAGAAAGUUUGCUUUUUGCUCUCUACUUUCGCUUUAUGUUUCAAAUAGUAUCAUCUUUUGAAUUUGGUCUUCAGCACCUUCCAAUUCACUUCAAGCAUACGUCCUUGUGCUUGAUGACAUCACGGACGAGUCUCAUACCCACAGAGGUUGGUAUGAUUGCUGAAAAUGAUGGGAUAAUUCUUUGCAACCAUAUUCCAAGAAUUCUCAAGAAACAUUUCCAUGAAAAGUCAUAUUACAUUGACUUAGUUGACAUGUUCAACGAGCACACAUAGAAUUUCAAACAACCUCUAUACAGAUGAUUGAUUUGAUUACUACACUUGAGGAGAGAAAUAUCUGUCAAAGUAUUCAUUACAUAAAUAAUGAAAUUUAUGACUUU